Molecule: messenger RNA, 2730 nt
Organism: Dipodomys spectabilis (banner-tailed kangaroo rat)
Lineage: Eukaryota; Metazoa; Chordata; Mammalia; Rodentia; Heteromyidae
Gene: Phaf1
Product: phagosome assembly factor 1
Exons: 17
Coding region: 107-1375 (422 amino acids)
Biological process (GO): Golgi to plasma membrane protein transport
Cellular component (GO): trans-Golgi network; synaptic vesicle membrane; dendrite
Source: RefSeq, a predicted model, not a curated record
CGCCGCCGCCGUCACCACCACUGCCCCCUUGCCGCCGCGACUGCCGCAGGUCCCGUCCCGUCUGCGCUGCCGCAGGGAGGCCGCCAGGGCCCCGCGAACCGAGCCGAUGCUGGACCUGGAAGUGGUGCCUGAACGCUCCCUGGGGAACGAGCAAUGGGAAUUCACGCUGGGAAUGCCUCUGGCUCAGGCAGUAGCCAUUCUUCAGAAGCACUGCCGCAUCAUCAAAAAUGUCCAAGUUCUCUACAGUGAGCAGUCUCCUCUAAGCCAUGACCUCAUCCUUAACCUGACUCAGGACGGGAUCAAACUACUGUUUGAUGCUUUCAAUCAGAGACUUAAGGUGAUUGAAGUAUAUGAUCUAACUAAAGUAAAGUUAAAAUAUUGUGGAGUGCAUUUUAACUCUCAGGCCAUAGCUCCCACCAUUGAGCAAAUUGACCAGUCUUUUGGAGCAACCCAUCCUGGAGUGUACAACUCUGCUGAGCAGCUCUUCCAUCUCAACUUCAGAGGACUGUCUUUCUCAUUUCAGCUAGACUCAUGGACUGAAGCUCCCAAGUAUGAGCCCAACUUUGCCCAUGGUCUAGCUUCUCUCCAGAUACCCCAUGGAGCAACUGUAAAAAGAAUGUACAUCUACAGUGGAAAUAGCCUACAGGAUACCAAGGCUCCUGUGAUGCCCCUGAGCUGUUUCCUGGGCAAUGUGUAUGCUGAGAGUGUAGAUGUUCUUCGAGAUGGAACAGGACCAUCAGGUUUACGACUCCGCCUACUUGCUGCAGGUUGUGGACCUAGCCUUUUAGCAGAUGCGAAGAUGCGGGUAUUUGAACGCUCAGUGUAUUUUGGUGAUUCCUGUCAAGAUGUUCUAAGCAUGCUUGGCUCUCCACACAAGGUCUUCUAUAAAUCAGAAGACAAGAUGAAAAUUCAUUCUCCCUCCCCUCAUAAACAAGUCCCAUCCAAGUGCAAUGACUACUUUUUUAACUACUUCACUCUUGGAGUGGACAUCCUCUUCGACGCGAAUACACACAAAGUAAAGAAGUUUGUCCUGCAUACCAAUUACCCCGGGCAUUAUAAUUUUAACAUCUAUCACCGCUGUGAGUUCAAGAUCCCACUAGCCAUAAAGAAAGAAAAUGAAGAUGGUCAAACAGAAACAUGCACCACCUACAGUAAGUGGGACAAUAUUCAGGAGCUCCUGGGCCACCCUGUGGAGAAGCCUGUUGUUCUACACAGGUCCUCUUCUCCAAACAACACCAACCCAUUUGGCUCCACAUUCUGCUUUGGUCUUCAGCGGAUGAUCUUUGAGGUCAUGCAGAACAACCACAUCGCCUCAGUGACUCUGUAUGGCCCCCCUAGGCCCGGUGCCCACCUGAGAACAGCAGAGCUCCCCUAGAGAUAUUUCCCAUGCCCCUUUGCCUGUGGAACUGUGCAUUGCAUCUAGCUCAGUGGGUCUCUGUGCCACCCUGUGGCUUUUCUGGACAAGUUGCCAGUGUUGAAGGGUUAUAGGAUGUUCCCGAGGUGGGUCUCUGGCUGAAUGCUCUUCCGUGGGACAGUCGGCCCAGACAUUCUUCUGUCCAUUCUAAGCCUGCUGCUGCUGGCAGGAAACACGGACUGCAAAGACAAGCACAAACUUUGAUCCUUGGUAUCUGGACAUGGGGUUCUCGAUAUACUGGAGCAGGAUACAUCAACCCUUGGCUGAGGACACGAGUGCCCUGGAUGACGACGAGGCCCUGCCUUGGGGCGCACAUUGCCACGUGACCCUUAAGGCAAGCAGGUUGUGUGUCCAUAGUACUUGGUUGCCAUGUUUGCACUACAUCCACUUCAGUGACUUGAUAAGCUGGCUGUGGCCAAGAUGGCCCGCGCAACUGUCCCUGUUCCUUUCGUGCACGUGCUCCCUGCCAGGCCAGGAAGCACCCAUCUAAAUAGGAAACAGCUUUCUACCAUCCAGGUACGUGGCAGGCCUGGUUCCCACUGCUCUUGGAGUCAGCUUUUAAGGUUACCUGUGCCUCUGCUUGGCCCACCCUGGCUGGCAGGACUGCAUGUUUCCAUCCUGUUUGCCUCUUUAUUUUAAUGCCAAAGUUUUAGCCAAAGACAUCUUCCUCCUUUUGUCAUGUUCAGCAUUCUAUUCUGCACUGUGGGCCAGUCCCUUGCCCCAACCCUGGGUACUGUCCCUUGGCCAGGCCACUCGGAGCUCAAGGCCUCUCGGAGCUCAAGGAAGGCUGGGCUACUUGAUUCCUUCAUGGAUAUUGCUAAAGGAAAAUAGCAUAUAUGUGCUUUAAAAAUAUUAAUCCUUUUGAAAAGAAUUGAGAAGAGAAAUGUAUAAUUUUAUCCCAUUUUUAAUAUUUUGGUCUAGCAACUUGUGAUACAUAGAUGAAAAUUUUUGUGAGUUUUUCAAAUGUGUAUACAGACUUUUGUAAAUAUGACUUUUGUAAUUAACUCAUGUACAGCCUCAUCCUGUAUAGUUCAUGAAUGUGCAGGGGACCUGCCCCACGUGCCAGUAUGGUUCCUGGACCUACACUCAGGCCCCUGUGGCACUCCCAUGACUUUGUGACUGACUAGUGUCUUCCCAUUGGACUGUGGUCUGGCCAGAGACCCUGCAUAUCCCACUGCCGGGGUAGCCAGGACUGUGCCCAUCUUCUUGGAAUGGGGAAACUUCCUUGUUCCCUGCCUACAUCCCUUCUCCAAUAAAGCACCUAUGCCCUCAGCAAUGGCCCACUGUGUGCUGCUGCUGAGAUGUUUGUACUAAAA